AUGGCGCAGCGAUGGUCGACCCAAGAUGCUGCGGGGUACUAUGCCCAACCCGAAAAUGCCGCUUAUUACCCCCAAAACCGGCAGAACAGCCAUGCCUCCAUCGUGAGUGCUCGUCGUGUGGCCGGCCACCAGGCCACCCCCGAACACGUUUAUAGCCAUGCUCUGCGGAUUGGCUUCCUUAAUUAUCUCCUCCAGCCGCGCAAGCGAGUGGCUGUCACCCAACCGGCCCCCAAACCUGCCUCCGCCUACUCUAGUUCCGCGGGUGCCCUUCUGGCGGAAUUUUCGAGUGGAUCUAAGUCUGCAAAAUUACCAAAAGUUGAUUUCGUCACCGUCUUCCAGCGAAGGCUAGAAGGGACAAUCAUUGGUAGGGAGCCAGGGAAAGAAUAUAAGGAUCCACUAGUCAAGCGUACUUUUGCAGUGUUCCUAAAUCAACUUAUCGACCCAGAGAGAAGGAAGGUCUUGCACAAAAGUCGAAGAGCAGAGGAUAUGAUUUUGCUCUUCAUCUCUCGGGCUACGAAUGAACUUCAGCUAGCUGUACACUCUGGCGGGCUGGUAGGCGUAACAAAGGAAAAUGUCGGCCUACUGGUCGAUCGCCAUGUCGCACUGUUCAUUCGGUUGAUAGUAUUGUGUUUAAAGGAUAAUGGAUGGGCAUCUGGGCACUCCGAACUCGUAAAUAAAUUAUCAACUCUCGAGUCGGGGAUGCUCGCGCAUGACAAGAACUUAGUGGACGCGCAAAACACAGCCCAGCCGCCAGCCCAGAUUACCGAAGAAGUACCGUUAUCAUACGAUGUUCGAGAAAUGCCCUACGUACAGACUGUCGCAAGAAUAUUUCGCAUUUCAUUGACCCAGGCCCAAAAUGACAUCAAUAGGAACCGCCAGGCUUGGAGUGAUACCAUUGCUAUGAAAGAGCUCAAACUUUAUGGAGCUAGGAUUCACGCCGGUGCUAAAGCUACGCUGACAGCCGAUGACUUCGAUACAGACGAAGGCUACGAAGCCUGGAAAGCUGGGGAGCUGGAGUAUAUUCCUCUGAUGCAAGAGGCUAUGGUAACGGCCAACCCCGGCCUUGCUAGCAUUGACAUCAACGGAGACCAGGUGAAUGGAUUUCAAUCACAUACAGAUGGCGCAGAAGGGAUAUUCACUUUUAUUCCACCGAAUCCAAAGGAGUAUUUCCGCGUUCUCCUGAAGAUGUGCUUUGAUAACCAUGCCGGGCCUGCCGCGGAGGGCGAGAGCGACGAACUUUUACCCCCAGUGUUGUCCUUCGAAGAGCUUUCACUGAUAGAUGCCUGCUCUGUUCGUUGGCGAAUACCUGCCUUCACUAAAAGCAUUAUGGUUCUUGGACUCGUUCGAGAAAUGUAUGCGGAAUCAAGGGCGGAUCUUGACACAGUAGAUAAAGCCUUUGAAUACAUCAAGGGGGCUGUUGUCACCCCUUGGGAACAAUGGACUAUUCCGGAUCAAAUACUUCAACGGAAAAACCUAUCCUCCUUCUACGAUAACAUCCUGAGGGAGCUCUACCAUGCCGUUAUGCAAUGUUUCGAUCUCAAACCGCCUUCUCUCGACGAAUACAUGUACAUAUUGACGAACCAUCUCUACCCGAACCCGCUCUUCUCGGCAGGGAAAGAUUUAGAUACUUUCAUCGGUUCUGUGAAGGAUGGUCUCAAAGUUCGUGCAGAAGAAGUAUACUCAGGAUUCACAAAGGAUAUCCCCGAGAACAGGGAAGAAUGGGAUAUGUACCAUAUCGUCGAGCUUGGGAAGAAGAUUAUUGGCUUGAUAAAACGGCUUUCGAAGAAGUUCCCCGAGCCAAUCCUUGGGAAAGUCAAAAUCGAUUUCCUUACGAUUGAAGGUAUAUUCCCGGCGUUUGCGGAGGACGCAGAGAACAUUAUCAAAGGGAUAUUCCGUUCGUCAGAAGAAAAAGGAGAAGAGCUCGAUAUCCAGGAUGCUUUUGACAUGUACCAAGGCCUAAUUGAAGUCAGGGAUAUUUAUGACCAAGUUAUCAAGAAUCCGUUUCCAUUCGACAUCGAACAGAUGAUCCAGGAUUUUGUGUGGAGGUGGCUAAGUAACAUAGACGUUAAAAUCCUUGAGUGGGUCGACAAUGCAUUGAAAGGGGAGGAAUUUAAGGUCAAAUCGGAGAAUGGAACGAUGGCAAAUGAUCGACACUCGGUAUCAGUUGAAGAUGUGUUCCGGUCUUUUAUACAGAAUAUUAAAGCGCUCAAGGAUUUGAACUGGGCUGACGAAUACCAAGAGGCUAAGUUCUUCACCGCGCUAUCUAAGUCAAUAGGCACAGGGUUGAUGCACUAUUGCGAGAGAGUCGAGAGUUUGUUCACCCAAGAAAUGGACCGUGUAACGCCAGAGCAAGAGGCAGCUCGAAAUAAAACCCAAAAGGAAAAGUUACUUGCUUAUUUCAAUAGUAAGGAGAAAGUUGAACCAUUCAACUUCUUGCCCGAGACCUGUGUGAAAUUCAAUAACGUCGAAUACGCAAUUCUCCAGCUUGAUUUGGUUGAAAAAUCAAUAAACAUUGACCGGUGUGCUGCAAUUAUUGCUAAAAACACCCCCGUUUAUCAACCGAAGAAACAAUCGUCCAAUAAGUACCUCUUUACAAUCAAGAUAGUCGAAGCCGAGGAUCUCAAGGCGUGUGAUAUCAACGGAUUGAGUGAUCCGUAUGUUGUCCUGGGAGACGAGUACCACAAACGAUUGGCGAAAACGAGAGUUAUGUACUCCACCCUCAACCCCCGGUUCGAUGAAACCGUCGAAAUCACUACGGGGGGACCGGUACUGCUUACUGCAACUAUUUGGGAUCACGACACUGUCGGGGAACAUGAUUAUGUUGGGAGGGCACCAAUCAAGCUUGACCCUUCAUAUUUUGGAGAUUAUGAGCCAAGGGAAUACUGGCUGGACCUUGAUACACAAGGGCGGCUCUUGCUCAAGAUUAGCAUGGAAGGGGAACGGGAUGACAUCCAAUUUUACUUUGGCCGAACUUUCAGAACGCUUAAGCGCACUGAGCGCGAGAUGGCUCGGCAAAUUACGGAUAAGUGCGCGCCGUUCAUUAAACACUGCUUAUCGAAGCAAGCCCUCAAAUCUAUCUUAAACCCGGGUAUCUCUAUAGCUUCGGUGUCGAAUUAUUUUAGUCGAACAGGAUUCGGAUCAAAUCGCCCACAGUCCGUUAUCAAAGCAGGACCAACCGACGACGAUGUUGCUAAUGCCCUGACCCCAUUGUUCACAUAUUUUAACGAAAACUUUGAAAUUUUGGACAAGACUCUGACCCACGAAGCCUUAAUUAAUGUGAUGGCCAAGCUUUGGAAAGAGGUUCUUGCUACAAUCGAGGCUCUAAUGGUGCCACCGUUGUCCGACAAACCGUCGAACCAAAAGCCACUCUCUAACCAGGAGCUUGAUGUUGUUUUCAAAUGGUUGAAGUUUUUAUUUGAAUUUUUCAAUGCCCCAGAUGAACAAGGCCAAUCUACCGGUGUUCCUGUUGACGUCCUAAAAUCGCCGAAGUACCACGACCUACAGUCUCUUGGUUUUUUCUACUUCGACUCUUCAGAGAAUCUAAUACGUACUUCCGAACGUAUUGCUGCGCAAAAUGCCGCAAGGGCAGCAGAGAAACAGAAAAGCUUAAACUUAGGGCCCCCGGGGUCUGGCGCUCUUCUUUUAGGGGUUCCGAUGGCCAAACGGUCGAAGUCUGUGCUGAUGAAUCGAAAUUUGGGAACGAUGCGGAAGGCGAAGGAAGAGAAGAGGAAGGAGGCGCAGGCGGAAGCCAGUGACGACAUGAUUUUGAGAAUACUACGGAUGAGGGCCGAUGCUGCAGGGUACUUGCGGGCUAGAUCUCAGCAAAAGGAGAGGAUCGCGGCGCAAAGGGCAGCAGAAGCCAUAGUAGCCCAGAGUAUCAAUGCUGGCGCCGGGAGGAUGACCGCUAGCGGGAUGGGUGGCCUUGGGAGGAGAUAG
Molecule: messenger RNA, 3936 nt
Organism: Orbilia oligospora ATCC 24927
Lineage: Eukaryota; Fungi; Ascomycota; Orbiliomycetes; Orbiliales; Orbiliaceae
Exons: 8
Coding region: 1-3936 (1311 amino acids)
Source: RefSeq, a predicted model, not a curated record